Molecule: messenger RNA, 3940 nt
Organism: Ixodes scapularis (black-legged tick)
Lineage: Eukaryota; Metazoa; Arthropoda; Arachnida; Ixodida; Ixodidae
Exons: 4
Coding region: 359-1309 (316 amino acids)
Source: RefSeq, a predicted model, not a curated record
AGUCGCACUGCCCUCCACGCGAUGGCGCCACGGUGUCCGCUCGCGUUCUUGGAAUCCCGUUCGGUUCGUUCGGCAGUUUUCGGUGUCUGCUGUUUACGUUGUUUUCCGCUCCGCGUAUCGUGGUCGUGCGCAGUAGGAGCUGCAGCUCGCGCUAUUCUUUAUCGUUUGUCGGGGUGCUUGCCGAUUCCAGCUCGAAACGUUAGCCUCCCUGGUAUGGUGUACUCUGGGCCUCUCCUCUCUAACCCACGAUAUCCUUGGCGCGCUUCACGACAACCCUGGCCGCAUACUACGAGCGUUUCCGGACUUCGCACCAUUCGGCAGCCAUCGACCGAGAAGGAAUCGAUCGCACGAGUCCCGUAUGUGGUCUAACGCGACGACGGGCGCUACCCAAGCGGCGCCGAUCGAUCGUGCAACCACGGUGGCGCCAAGCGAUCGGUCGGAAGCCCGCCGCUUCCGCAAAAACAUGGCGAUGACGAGGAAGCGUUUCCACCUCCAGGACGACUUUGUGCUCCUGCGCGAAGUGAUCAAGCACAACCCGUUCGAGGAUCCCGACCGCUGGAUGAACGUUGUGCAUACCCUGAGGAAAGAGACGCUGAAAGAGUUCACAGUGCGGGGUGCCAGGGAACGGAUGGACCUGCUGCUCUCGCAGUGGAGUGACACCGACGCCAGAGAGCGCCUGAAAAGCCGGUCGGCCAAUCAUGAGCAGUACCUGGAGAAGGAGAAGCUGCUACAGCAGGUCUUCGACAUGGAGCAGCAGGUGUACCCCAAGCCCCGCAGAGUGCUUUACCCGAGGCCCCGCCUCAAAAAGAUGGACGUUGAUGGCCAGACAGUGGUCUCGCCACUGGGCACGACCGAGAAUUCGAACGGGGUCGUGUGCCACAUCGUGUCCUACCCAGAUACCUACCCCGUGCCGGAGACAGAUCUUCAUGACAGCGUCCAGACUGAGUUCAUCGAGGGCUACAGCCUGGCGGGAGCCGACCCUUCCGUCUCGUCCGGAGAGGACACCAUGGAGCACAAAAACGGAGGGGCCAAAAGGAAGUGUCAGGACGGGCGGCAGGAGUUCCUCGAAAGGCAAGUGGACCGGGAACAAAUGAUCAAGGAAAAAGAACUGCAGCUUGAGGAACGAAGGCUCAAGCUCGACGAAGAGCGGCUGGCCUUCGAGAGGACCAAGUUCGAAGCAGAGAUGGCGGUCAAGGUGAGGAGGCUGGACAUGGAGGAGGAGGAGCGCAAGAUACGCAACGACACGGACAAGAUGCACUUGGAGCUCAUGAAGAAGAUGUUCGACGAACUAGUCCGGAAGGCACAGUGAUCGAGAACUGCCAGGCGACACUUCGUUGCGUAUCAAGUGUUUUGGUAUGAUGGUGGGCAUUAUCAUUGAGGGUUGGGGGAAGUGAAAUGGAUUCAAAUCAUUCUUCAUUACAAUUCAUUCAUUAGGAUUGAGUGGAGUCCAAAGGAGAAUAGAUUGUAAUCAUGCAUCAUGAGGAUGCAUGAUUACAAGAACGCAUAUUUGGGAGCGUAUUUUCCGGAAAAUUUGAGAACAUAAUGUGAAGUUUUCCGUAGUCUUCAAUCAUGUUUAGUAGAGGACGGAGGUUUUGUGGAGUUUUGUCAUCACACAGUUUGAAACUUUGAAACAAUGAUUUGUGCAAACAUAAAUAAAAGGAAAUGAGGUGAAAGAAUGACUUUUCUACAGUCAGGGUGUGCAACAUAGCUAUGAGAUACUAUGUUUCAAUCUCAAUGACACAUUGUUUGCUACAUUGCAGUAAUUGAUAGCAGUGCAUUCUUUUUUUUAUUUACUUUGCCGCUGGAACCUAGAGAACACCCUUCCGACAUAGAGAAUGAGCUUGCGAUAGUGGUUUGCUAAAGUUUGUGCAGCAACUGUUCUAUGAAAAGUACAAACAGGGCUAUACCAGACCCGACUGCAUUGGCAGAAAAAGGAGCACUUAAGUGUCUCAACACAAUGUUUAUGAAAACUGGAUAUGCCGCGUGAAAUUCUGGUACAGAGGGCCAUUUUCAACAAAAAAAUUUUCUUUCCCUCUUGGAGUUGUUUUCUGAUAAAUUCGGACUGUAAAGGUGUUUACUGCCAAAUAUUUAUUGAAUCUUGUGUUCUCUGCUGUCUCUCUGCUCCUCUCAACUACCCAGAAAAAAAGAAUUUCUGCAAACAAAGUUGAUUUUGAAGAAUGUCAUAUUCACAUCUAUCAUCAUCUAGAGAGUAUUCACAAAAUCCUUUGUUUACACAGCAUAGAGUUUUUUUCAUAAAACUUUUUCGGUCCACCAAUGCUAAAAGCAAGAUAGAGGUUCGAGUAGUUCGAACAGAUUUGUCUCCGUUCCACUUUUAACCCGAAAGCAUCUACUGUCCCGUAGAGCAAAGCCGAAGUCGUCUGUAAUCGCCAAAAACGCGACCUAAAUUCCCAUUUUCCCAUUGGCAGAGAGAAACGGCUCCUAUAUAGCCAUUGGCUGCGACCCGUCAUGUCAUAGUUCCAAGGAACGCCACCCCACAGAGAAGCUCUCUUCCUGGCGCUGCGGCCCACACGCCGGUAAAAGGGAGAGGGUGGUGCGCACGCUGCCUGCCCCUCUCAUGUCAGGCGUUGCCGAAGGGGGGGGCGAGGAGGGCUGCGGUUGUUUUUGCUCUUCUUGGCGCCGAGGAACAUGGUGCUGUUUGAGGUAUCUAUAUCGUUGGCGGCCGCAACCUCGGCAGUAGCAAAACGUGGCCGUCCAUGCCAAUACACUGCAGACGAACUAAGGGAGCGGACAUUAAUGUUUUCACAUUCACAACUCGUAAGAAGUACUAGGUGUCCUGGGAAUUUUCGGCAUAAAUUUCAAUUUGGAAAUCUAUUAUUUGGUAAUGGGACAAAAGGAAAGGUUCACUCAUGGUUUUGCUUAAGUGGAAUUUAAUGGGCCAUGCAGCUGUGGCAUUGUUUUUUUACUUUGUGGAUGCCUUUUAUUAAGUAUGUUAAGAUUUUGUCGACAAGAUAAAAUGCAAUCAAUUUAUUUGAUUUUUCAGCGCGAUGUUAGCAUAGAAUAAAUUACUUUUUGGAAAUUGCUUUCACAGCUGCACUCUCCAGGAAUUCUGCUGCUCAUCUAGUGAAGAAAAAGUUAAUUACAUUAGUUUUCCGAUAGUUUUCCUACCUAAACAAUGUCAGUGUGUCCCUGACAAAAGUCACUGUAAUUUUUUUCACAAUUCAUGUACAGAUGGAACUUUGCACUGCAUUCUGCCUUGCAACUGCCAGUAUAUACUGUAAAUUUAAUUCAUAUUCAGCCAAAGGUUCAAAAGUAGACCCUUUUGAAUAGUGUCCUCCCUUAAGGCAUUGAAAAUAUAAAUUGUUCAUAUUUUGUGUAAAGUGAAAUAGACUGAAAUUUUUUUUCAAUCAUUUAGUCCACGGACUAGGUAGUUUUUGUCAUGUUUUCUUUAUAAGGGGUUCCAGAUAUUGUGUAAAAAGCUGAGAUAGAAACAAUGCUUUUCGUGCUGUAUUACCUAUUCUUUCCUUUCUGUCAGUGGUAAUGAUUGUGAGCAAUAAUGCCAAAGGUUUUCUUAACAUCUAUUUCAAACCUAGAGGGGGUUGUGCAUCUCUGUGGUUGCAUCUGGAAUGCUGUUCUGUUGUCAGUUUGGAAAGUUUCACAUGCAGGUGUGGUUGCCUGUCUAGGGUCACCACUGCACUUUUCCCAGAAAGUGGUAUUCAUAACUUCCUUUAUGCUUUGAAAUCUUGCAUUCACACUACUGUGACUGAACACAUCGCAAAAGUGUGCAGCACUGCUGCAUAGUGAGGCAUAGACUAGGACACUGGAAUCCGAAAAAAUAAAGUACCGCAAGUGUGAAGUGCCAUUCUUAAUCACGAAUGAAAUACUCCUUCCUGAAAGCUCAAAUGCUGUGCCCUUUGAUCUCAGGAGAUGUGUAAAUAUAUUUCAUAUGAUAUGUUUCAAUAAAAAUGCAAGUAUCCACAAA